AUGGCAAGCCACUCGCCCAGCUCCGCAGUAGCCGAAUCAGCAGAAGCCCUCCUUCCCUUCCAGCAACACGAGAACAGAGUGAGUUUUUCUCCUUCAUCCUUUCGUUACUAUGAGAAAGGAAAACAGAAUGGAGGAGAGGGAGAGAAGAGAAACGGAAGCAAAACAAAGACGCAAGAUAGCAGAAGGCGAACGCAGACAGUGAGGACUGAAGAAAUUAAACUGGUUUCGCCAGCAGACCAGGAGCAGGUAUUAGGCAAAGCAGCAACCAACAGGAAAACGGAGAAAGAGCAAGAGAAUACAGAGGGAAGAACAUCCAUUCCGCAGCGCCAUCGUCAGCUCACCAUUUCCUUCGGUCCAGCAGCACCAGGAGAAGAGCAGCAGCAGCAACACCAGGAGUCGCACCAGCGCUGCCAACGACCUCAUCAUCUCCUCCAUCCCAGCAGCAGCAGCACCACCAGGAGGAAAGGCAGCCGCAGCAACACCAGAGAGGAGGAAGAGCAGUGGCAGCAACACCACCAACCGCACCAGCUCAUCAUUCCUUCAUCCCAACAGCCACACCAGAGGAGGAAGAGCAGUCGCAACAACAACACCAACCGCACCAGCUCAUCAUCUCUUUCGGGCUUUGCUUUCAUUUUUUUACAUAUAACACUUGCAGAACAGAGGAGAAGAAAGAGCAGAAAACCGAGGAGAGAGAGUGACAAAGACGUAGAGGAAAGGAAAAAACAGGGAAACCGACGCCAACAUAGGACAGGAGGGAAAGACUGGGAACGGACGAACGCAGACAGCUUCUUCAUCUCCAGAAGGCAAUGAUGUGUAGAGGGAGGAAGGGAGUUGCCUUAAAAGAUUGAAGGGAAAAAGGUAGCUUUAUUUUUUUUCUCUGCCUCUCAAGACAAUCUUUUCUUCUGAUCAUGACAGUUUUG
Messenger RNA from Populus trichocarpa (black cottonwood), 920 nucleotides. RefSeq lists its product as uncharacterized. The transcript is spliced from 3 exons. The record is from RefSeq and is a predicted model, not a curated record. Bases 1 to 810 code for a protein of 269 amino acids. Lineage: Eukaryota; Viridiplantae; Streptophyta; Magnoliopsida; Malpighiales; Salicaceae.